Messenger RNA from Hylaeus volcanicus, 3332 nucleotides. RefSeq names its product zinc finger protein ZIC 4-like. Gene Ontology annotation, biological process: regulation of transcription by RNA polymerase II; central nervous system development. Gene Ontology annotation, cellular component: nucleus. NCBI's taxonomy places the organism in Eukaryota, Metazoa, Arthropoda, Insecta, Hymenoptera, Colletidae. The record is from RefSeq and is a predicted model, not a curated record. Gene Ontology annotation, molecular function: DNA-binding transcription factor activity, RNA polymerase II-specific; RNA polymerase II cis-regulatory region sequence-specific DNA binding. The transcript is spliced from 3 exons. Bases 673 to 2118 code for a protein of 481 amino acids.
CGCUGUGAACGCAGCAAGGAACGCCACGGAUGUUUCAUCCUCCCAGAUCGGUGCGUUGGAGGACGUUGACGUGACUCGUGCUCCCCGUCAUCGUCAGCGUGUCGUCGUCUUCCGUUGGCCGCGACCGAACCAAUCGGUAUCGUCAGUCGUUUUGGAGCGGGAUCGAUGCAGAUCGUCAACAGGCUGUCACACGCCCGUGACACCGACUCUUUUUCAAAGGUAUCGGGGGGUUAGAGUAACACCUCAAGGACUGAGAAUAUUCUCCCGAGGAAAGACUGUCUUAUUCGUGAAGUGUACGUGUCGUUGUAUGGUGAACGCGUCGAGAAUCGGAGAUCGCGAUGAUUCGUUAAUCUCGUCCCGCGACGUUCCAAACAGUAAGGAUACUUCCACAGAGUCCAAACAGACGAACGAUGUAACGUAUUCGUCGAUAAGCAACGAACUGUGAACUCAAAACAAAGUGUAUUUACAUAGACAGUGUACUCGUCAGUGAUAAACAAGUGCGCGAUCUUCUCGUUAAUUCAAACGUAAAGUUAACACCGUGCCGCAACCGUCAAACGCAUAGUGGAGGUCAACGGGAGAACCCGCGAGGUCCAUGACGCGUUUUCACACGACGUGAAUGUACUCCCGUUCCUUUGUCGUUAAAUUCUCGACCAGCGGGUCCUGACGAUCAUAAUGAUGAACGCGUUUUUGGACGGCGUGACCUCGCACCCUCACCAUCUAGCCAAUCUGGGCAUCAAACUGUCACCCGGUGGUAGCGGAUCCCCGGGGGUAUCCACGGAUCCUGGCGCAGGUGUGCAGCCGUCUCCAGGUGAGGCUCCGUCUCAGCAACAUCACCACUUCCACCCUCAAGGCUAUCCACCUCACCAUCCGCAUCCGGCGUCACACAUGGCGCCCCACAUGGGUCAUCACAUGAGCCACCAUCCGGGAUACGCGGCUCGCGACUUUCUGCUGCGUCGAGAGCACGAGUUCAACGCGACCGCGAAUCCAACGACUCCCGAAAGCGGCCUAGGCCUUUUCACCCCGUUGCAUCACGACGGUACGCCAGCCACGAUGCAGCAGUUUCCUCAUCAUCCGAGUCAGCAUCCCUUGGCAGCGAGUCACUACCCCGGUCAUUAUCCCCAGGACUCGAGAUUGCCUCCUCAUCAUCAGUACUUGGGCGCGCCUCAUCUGACGCCAGCCUCGAUACAUCACCAACAGCAUCCCGCUGUCAGCCACCCGAGUCAUCAUCCCCAUGGAGCCUUUCUGAGGUACAUGAGGAGCAACGGAACCGGCGGCGGCGUUCCUGGCGGCGUACCCGGCGGCCAACGUCAGGAGAUGUCCUGCAUGUGGGUAGACCAAGAUGCGCCGGGACCAGGAAGGAAGCUGUGCGGCAAACUCUUCAACUCCCUCCACGAUAUCGUGACGCACCUCACGGUGGAGCACGUGGGCGGACCCGAGUGCACGACGCACGCGUGCUUCUGGCAGGGAUGUUCGCGUAACGGCAGGGCCUUCAAGGCCAAGUACAAGCUCGUCAAUCACAUAAGGGUGCACACCGGCGAAAAACCGUUUCCAUGCCCGUUCCCUGGCUGCGGCAAGGUUUUCGCCAGGUCCGAGAACCUGAAGAUCCACAAGCGGACGCAUACCGGAGAGAAACCGUUCAAGUGCGAGUACUCCGGCUGCGAGAGGCGGUUCGCGAACAGCAGCGAUCGCAAGAAGCACAGUCACGUUCACACAUCGGACAAGCCUUACAAUUGUCGAGUUUCCGGAUGCGACAAGUCCUACACUCAUCCCAGCUCGUUGCGCAAGCAUAUGAAGGUGCACGGUAUGACCCUGGGCGAGGGCAAGAUAGGAGGGGGCUACGAGAGCGAGGGUGAAGAGAGCAGCAGCAGCGGGGGUAGCUUAUCUGUGACCGGGCACACGGAGUCUCCUCAGCCGCCUCCGGUUGUUCCGACAACGACCACGGCCAACCCACCGUCGAGUCAUCUUACGGCUCGAGGGCCAGAGUUGACGGAAUGGUACGUCUGUCAGCCGCCGACGGUGGGACCUCAGCACAGUCCGUUGCCAGGACCUCCGCCGCACCAUCACCUUGGUCCCCAUCACUUCAAUCCGCUGAUGCAUCACCAAGCGACUGCCUACUAGUUCCUCCCGGGAACUGACGAUCGGACCAGUUAUUCCAACGAGAUCCACGUCGCCACGGCGACCAGCUUCCACGAACGUUCGCGUUGGACCAUGUAAGAACACACCCACGGCACGCGAACAUGGUCGUGGACGACAAUCGCUCGACUUUCACGAAGCCUCAUCGAGAGAAGCCAUCGAACGGAAACGCGCGAGAUCGAAUAUGAAAUGGUCAAGAUCCUUCGUAGAAGAAUGCGGCCGUGGCUCGUUUCCCACUAGGAGUCGAUAGUUCAGUGAUACAGGGAGAGGACGAGGAAGAAGACGAGCUCGUCGUUGAAAUUGUUUCGAGAAUUGUGCAUUCGUAGGGACUAUACUCGCGACCAAAGGUAGAGCGACAUCGACUCUUUGUUAGACUGUCAUUAGUAUUUAUUUUCACCUUGACCACGCGUCACAUUCAAGCUCCGAUGCCUAUCGAGUUUUAUGAGUGAAACGCAAUUUCGACUAUCGCUUCUUAUCGUCGUGGCGAGCAACCUCGUGACCCGCCAACGAGAACACGUAGUGUGCUAGAGAUAUUCAAGUUCGGGACACGCCAAACCAAAAAGAAAGUUACCUCUGAUCGGAGCGGCGAGGUGCAAUUGCGAAUACAAUUAACCUAAAUCACCAGCCUCUGUUAGAACGCGAAAAUAUCGUGUAACGCGUUCUUGAACGCGAAAAAUCGUAUCUUGUAAUCGUGGCGUAACGAAUUAACCGAAGCAAAUCGAGUUACACCGAUCGCGUUCGUGUCUCGAUUUAUCAAUUGCGACGCCAAGAAACGACUCGGCAAGUCCUGGCUUAAUUGUUCCUCCGAAGCACAACCAAUCACGCCCGUUUCUACCGGACUCGCGUCUAAUCGAAACGUUGAUAGCGAUCGAACGAAUAACGUAAGCGUUAACGAAAAAAACCGUUGUUGUAUAUAUAUAUAUUAUAGUUGAAGCCGUCGAAACGGAGAGUAUUUCGCGAACGAUGUCGGGCGGAUGUUCGAGAUGUAUGAUAUGUACUACGAUUUUUCUUAUGUGUGAUAUUCUGUAAAUACAGAGACUUAGCGAGCGAUACGCGAUCGUAACAUUAUUCCAAUGAUUAUCAUUUUCGUUGUGUAUAUGCUUAGGCUGUCGGAAGAGCGAGAAAAUCCGAGCAUCGACCAUACCUGUAUCAUAUUAUAAUAUUUGUUUUGCAAAGAUCUGAAAUAUAUUGACGAUGCG